Messenger RNA from Stegastes partitus (bicolor damselfish), 669 nucleotides. The record is from RefSeq and is a predicted model, not a curated record. NCBI's taxonomy places the organism in Eukaryota, Metazoa, Chordata, Actinopteri, Pomacentridae.
AUGGUCCAGUUUGCUGAUGACACCACCACCGUAGGACUGAUAACAAACGAGUCAGCCUACAGGGAGGAGGUCCAGCACUUGGCAGAAUGGUGUCUCAGCAACAACCUGGAACUGAACACCAGCAAGACCAAGGAACUGGUUGUGGAUUCAGAUGAUCCACACACACGGAGCACUCUGCCCUCUGCAUCAACAGAGGAGGUAGAGAGGGUGGAGAGCUUCAGGUUCCUUGAAGUGAACAUCUCAGCCGACCUCACCUGGGCCAACAACAUCUCCUACCAGUCUGACGAGUCUAAGGAGUCUAAGGAGUCUGACGAGUCUAACCUGUCUGACGAGUCUAAUGAGCCUAGCGAGUCUUACGAGUCUGACGACUCUAACCAGUCAGACGAGUCUAAGGAGUAUGAGGAGUCUAACCAGUCUGACGAGUCUAACGAGUCUAAGGAGUCUAAGGAGUCUAAGGAGUCCAAUGAGUCUAAGGAGUCUGAAGAGUCUGAGGAGUCUAAGGAGUCCGACGAGUCUGAGGAGUCUGAUGAGUCUGACGAGUCUAAUGAGUCUGACGAGUCUGAGGAGUCUAAGGAGUCUAAGGAGUCUAACGAGUCUUACGAGUCUGAUGAGUGUAACAAGUCUGAGGAGUCUGACGAGUCUAACAGGUCUAAUGAGUCCAGUCACUGA